CCUAGAGUGAGGACAAAAUUAACUCCAUCAACGUUUGAUGCUGAACCAAGUAACUCAUCGGACAAUUUGGAAACUGGACCAAAUGUUGAUUUACAACCAGAGAAUUGCACUUUGACAGCUGAACAGGAGGAGAGGUGUUACGACCCAAAUGACACAAGGUUUACAUUCGUCGAUGGAGAAGAUCAAAUGGAUUUUGAGCUCAAUGACUACAAGUCUCUCAGAGCAAAGAUGUCCUGUGGUCAUACUGUGACUCCAACGUCUCUCAUCAACUGGUGUCGCAGGCAGCUGGACCAGGGUAAGAUGGAGUUUGUUUGUGGCCAACCUAAUUGUGAUGCUGUGUGGUCAUUUGAAGAGGUUUGCAAAAUGGCUCUGCUGACUCCUGCAGAAACAACAUACAUUGAUAAAAGAAUGUUCAAUAGAGUCGCCAAAGAAUACUUUGGUGCCAAAAAAUGUCCCGGCUGUGAGAGUUUAGUGGUGAGAGAGGACCAGAAUGACCUGAGGGUUUGCUGCACAGUGUGCACACGUAACAAAGCAAGGGCUUACGAAUUCUGCUGGCAGUGUUUGAAGAAAUGGACACAUCCAUCUGAACAUGCUGACCACUGUGCAAACCCUGAAUGUGUUAAUCAGCCACUGGAAAUCCUGAGAAAGUGUCCCGAGAUCACCUUAAAGGAUGUUAAGAUGGUGACCAGCUGUCCUCUGUCCGUGCCUGUCCCACCUGUGGGUUUGAUCGAGCACAGCACAAUUCACUGCAAAAGCAUCGUCUGUACCCGGUGUAAGAAGAAGUUCUGUUUUGUGUGCUUGAAGCUCUCUGCAGUCUGUUAUUCAUAUUACAGUGCUUGCACUGAUGGUGUCGCCCCAAGACAGACCUCUAUACCAGUAUGGAAGAGGAAAUAAGAUGACGUGUGAAAGAAUUAACA
Molecule: messenger RNA, 917 nt
Organism: Labrus bergylta (ballan wrasse)
Lineage: Eukaryota; Metazoa; Chordata; Actinopteri; Labriformes; Labridae
Source: RefSeq, a predicted model, not a curated record